CGACUGUCGCAGGACGCCUCCGCCGCGCACUUUACGGCACACACGUGCUUUCUGCGCUCUUAUGUGCCCUUCACUGCUCCACAUCGCAUCCAGAGACGAUCUUUGAUUAAAUCUGAAUUAAAUGAUGUCCAAACUGAGUAAUGAGAGUGAAAUGAUGUCCAAACUGAGUAAUGAGAGUGAAAUGAUGUCCAAACUGAGUAAAGAGAGCAAGCAGCGGCUGCAGCAGGUGUUCCAGUGCGGCCAGUUCAUCAUCCGCUGGGGUUUCAUCCCCACCGUGUUGUACCUGGGAUUCAAGCGUGGAGCUGAUCCAGGGAUGCCUGAACCCUCGGUGCUCAGUUUGCUUUGGGGAUGAAGACGCUCCUGACAGAAACUCCAGACCUAUUCACAAACCUCAUGAAGACAUCCAUCGUCUCACGAGACGCUGUGCUCGGAUGUAAAUACUCCAGUAACGUUUGUGUUAUUUCAAGACUUCUGCUUCCUCUUUCUAAAACACUGCAAUUGAGAAACGCACAAAAUGUAACCGAGCUUUCUUUGUUUUUUUUUUGUUUUUUUAUUAUUAUUGACUCAAAUUAGAUGCAUGGUCUCAGUUUUUCAGUUUCAAAUAAACUAAACCAGUUCAUCAGCACUGAUUUCCAGCGUUGUACUAAGGCCAUGCACAGGCGAUAAAAAUAAAUUCCACAAAUAGUGCAUUUAUAAAUAUCAGUGUUGUCAAUAAAUUAACAGACUCAUAAAUAUUAAAUU
Carassius auratus (goldfish) is the source of this 741-nucleotide messenger RNA. RefSeq names its product mitochondrial import receptor subunit TOM7 homolog. Gene Ontology annotation, cellular component: mitochondrial outer membrane translocase complex. NCBI's taxonomy places the organism in Eukaryota, Metazoa, Chordata, Actinopteri, Cypriniformes, Cyprinidae. The transcript is spliced from 3 exons. Gene Ontology annotation, biological process: protein import into mitochondrial matrix. Bases 122 to 352 code for a protein of 76 amino acids. The record is from RefSeq and is a predicted model, not a curated record.